This is a messenger RNA of Aspergillus eucalypticola CBS 122712, 153 nucleotides long. RefSeq lists its product as uncharacterized. The transcript has a single exon. The annotation marks the transcript as partial. NCBI's taxonomy places the organism in Eukaryota, Fungi, Ascomycota, Eurotiomycetes, Eurotiales, Aspergillaceae. The record is from RefSeq and is a predicted model, not a curated record.
AUUAAAGUCAACCCAAUUUUCAGCCCAAAUAAAUUAAGAGUAGAAUUAAGACUCCGCCCACUUCCGGGCCAGCGGCUGGACGAUAUACCAGAAUUAUAUAUUAAUAAUACUACUGAGUACGAAGUCGACGAGAUCCUAUCCAGCCAGAUAUAA